Cornus florida is the source of this 696-nucleotide messenger RNA. Its product is annotated as agamous-like MADS-box protein AGL62. Gene Ontology annotation, biological process: regulation of transcription by RNA polymerase II. The record is from RefSeq and is a predicted model, not a curated record. Lineage: Eukaryota; Viridiplantae; Streptophyta; Magnoliopsida; Cornales; Cornaceae. The transcript has a single exon. Gene Ontology annotation, molecular function: protein dimerization activity; RNA polymerase II cis-regulatory region sequence-specific DNA binding; DNA-binding transcription factor activity, RNA polymerase II-specific. The coding region runs from base 1 to 696 and encodes 231 amino acids.
AUGGAGAACAAGCCGAAGAGACACAGCAAGGGUCGACAAAAGAUGGAGAUGAAGAAAAUAGAGUGCAAAAGCAACCUACACGUGUCCUUCUCGAAACGCCGGACAGGUCUCAUCAAUAAGGCCAGUGAAUUGAGCGUCGUGUGUGGUGCGGAGGUAGCCGUUGUAGUCAUGUCACCUGCCGGAAAGAUCUACACCUUCGGCAGCCCGUCCCCGGACACAGUCGUCAAUCGCUUCCUCGCCCAAUACCCUAAUCCUAACCUUAAUUAUUCCACACAUGAUCAUGACGAUAAUAAGCUCGCAGUGCAAUUACAAGUUAGCAAGAACAAUUAUUUCAAGGCUUUGGGUGAGUUAGAAGCCAGGACGGGGAAAGGAAGACCGAGUGAAACAGGGUAUUGGUGGGAAGAUCCGAUUGAUGAAUUAGGGUUGCAGGAGCUUGAGCAUUAUAUUGCUUCGUUGGAAGUUUUGAAGAAGAAUGUGAUGAAUCAAGCUGAUAAAAUGGCAAUGGCCAUGAAUCAAGCGGCGGAUCAUAUGGCAAUGGUCAAGAAUGAAGCGGCGGAUCAGAUGGCAAUGGCGAGGGCUUCUUCGUCCACUACUCUUGAGGCUUUUGAUUCUUUUGAUCAGAAUCUUCCGAUGGAAGGCACUGGUUUUGGUAAUGAUUUUGGUAUUGAUUUUGGUAACUUUGAUUUGGGUUAUUAG